Molecule: messenger RNA, 5058 nt
Organism: Plodia interpunctella (Indianmeal moth)
Lineage: Eukaryota; Metazoa; Arthropoda; Insecta; Lepidoptera; Pyralidae
Product: toll-like receptor 6
Exons: 1
Coding region: 186-4214 (1342 amino acids)
Biological process (GO): signal transduction
Molecular function (GO): protein binding
Source: RefSeq, a predicted model, not a curated record
CGCAGGGGAGCAUGGCUGCGUCAAAAGUUUUGCCGCGGACCCGUACUCUAUGUUUACAUUCGCUAUAAACCGAAGUGCAUACAACAACAUAGACUUUAGAACAUUGACUGUUAAGUGAAUCAAAGUUUCUUCACGGACUUCAAGUGAUGAUAUAAGUGACAAAUGAACAAUUUUAUAGUGAAAAAAUGACAAAAAAGUUAUACGAAAUGAUUUCGUUAAAAGUUUGGAUGUUUUUGGUUGUGGUGGCUGGUGCGCGCGCACGCUCAGCGCCGCCCGCCCCCAGCGGCUGUCAGUGGGACUAUUCGGACGCAAAGUUGAGUGAAUCUAACUUUCUCACGUGUAACAUCAAAACCAUCGGAUCAGCAGACUUUUUGUUUAAAAAUAUUACUACUGCGCAGGCGUACAAUAUCAACAAGUUAAAGUUAACUUGCACUGAUUUACUUUUCUUCGAGAGUUCUUUACACAUGAAUACCGGCAGUUUCUUGGGACAACUGAGAAAACUGGAAGACUUGCGCGUGGAAUUCUGCAAAAUACGUUACGUGCCGGCUACUGUAUUGUCUCCGCUUCGUGAUUUAACUAGUUUGACUCUACGCUCCUACAAUACGGAUUGGCCUGCAAUGACAAUGGAGUUUCAUGCUGAGAGUUUUCGUGGAUUGAUGGAAUUGCGUACGCUUGAUUUAGGCGACAAUAAUAUUUACAUGUUGCCAUCAGAAGUUUUCUGUCCACUCUUUAGCUUGGAAUCACUUAAUUUGACAAAUAACAGAAUUCAAGACAUAUCGGAAAUUGGGUUUUCAGACUGGGGCAAAGGACCUAUUGCGCCAGGUAAAUCCUGCAAUACUGGAUUAAAAAUGCUAGACUUGUCGCAUAAUAACAUUCUUCGUCUUCCCGACAACGGACUUUCAAGCCUGAGAUCUUUAGAAGUGUUGAAUAUUCAGAACAACUUAAUUAAUGAAAUAGGAGAUAGAGCCUUUGUCGGCUUGAAUUCAUUAAAAAUCUUGAACUUGUCGGGAAAUAAGUUAGUCGCUGUCCCUCCAGAACUAUUUCAAUCGUCGAGAGUUAUAAAGGAGAUCUCAUUAGCGAACAAUUCACUUUCCGUGUUGGCUCCCGGAUUAUUAGAAGGGCUUGAUCAAAUGGAGAAAUUGGAUUUAUCAAGAAAUUACCUGACAAACGACUGGGUUAAUAGAGAUACUUUUGCUGGUUUAAUAAGAUUAGUUAUUCUGAACUUAUCCAACAAUGCAUUGACUCGCCUGGAUCCUAAGUCAUUUCAAGAUUUGAACAACUUGCAAGUUUUAAAUUUGGACAACAAUGCUAUAGAAAUCAUAUCAAAUGGUGCUUUUGCAGAACUGAAAAAUCUUCAUCAACUCUCAAUUUCGGAUAACAGAAUAAAAGUUCUGAAUGAGCAUUUAUUUUCAAAUCUUUUUGUAUUGAGUCAGCUCUACUUGGACAAUAAUCAAAUUUCUACCAUUCAUGAACGCUGUUUCGAAAAUAUAACAUACUUGCAGGAUCUAGGCCUAAAUGGUAAUAAUUUGAAUAUGGUUCCGGAUGGCAUAAGACGAUUGCGGUUUUUGAAAACACUCGAUAUUGGGAAAAAUAAUAUCUCUAAGGUAUCCAAUACUUCAUUCGAAGGUUUAGAAGAACUCUAUGGACUGAGACUUGUUGACAAUCAUAUUACCAGUGUUCCUAAAGAUACCUUCAGUACAUUGCCAUCACUACAAGUUCUCAACUUGGCAUCGAAUAAAAUUGAGACCAUAGAGCAAGACGCUUUUCUUUCAAAUCCAACUUUAAAAGCUAUCCGAUUAGAUGGCAAUAAACUAACAGAUAUUCGAGGAGUUUUUAAUAAACUUAAUACUCUUGGUUGGCUCAAUAUUUCUGAUAACAAACUUAUCUAUUUUGACUUUAGUUACAUGCCAGAGAGUCUUGAAUGGUUGGAUCUUCACAGCAACGAUAUAACAAAAUUGGAAAACGAAUACAAUACCGAACAAAACAUUCGUAUGCUUGACGUAAGUUUCAAUGCGAUUGAAAAUAUAGAUGAAAGAUCGAUACCUGAUUCAAUAGAGAUCCUUUUCUUAAAUAACAACAAAAUUCACACGAUUCAGCCAGGUACAUUUUUACAAAAAAAGAAGUUAGAAAAGGUCGUCGUGACGGAUAAUAAAUUGAGAACUGUUGAACUAUCAGCGUUUACUCUGCCCCAUAUUCCAAAAAGUAGGUUAUUACCUACAUUCUUCAUUGGGAAUAAUCCAUUCGUUUGCAACUGUCACAUGAUUUGGUUGCAAAAAAUUAAUUUAUGGAAUCAUAUGAGACAAUAUCCCAGGUUCGUUGAUUUGGAUUCCGUUACUUGUGAAGUGGUAAACAAUAAAUACGGCGGAAAGGCUAAUUUGAUGGAUGUUCCGGAAACUCAAUUUCUAUGUUCCUAUGAAACACAUUGCUCAUCGAGCUGCUUCUGUUGUGACUUUGAAGCAUGUGAUUGUAAAAUGACAUGUCCUGAGGGAUGUUCAUGUUUCCACGAUAGUAACUGGAACUCCAAUGUGAUUGAUUGCUCAAAUGUUGGUUAUACUGAGAUACCAGAAAAAAUACCAAUGGACGCUACGGAAUUGUAUCUUGAUGGUAAUGACUUUAGCUCACUUAACAGCCACUUAUUCAUCGGCAAAAAGAAAUUGCACAAGCUCUAUCUCAAUAACAGCAAGAUAGAAACUAUAGAUAAUGACACGUUUAACGGACUACAUUCGUUAACAGUACUUCACCUUGAAAAUAAUCACUUGACAGAGUUAGCUGGUGGUGAAUUCUCACAAACAAGGCACUUGAGAGAGUUAUACUUGAAUGAUAACCUUUUGACAAGUGUCUCAAACAAGACUUUUGAGAAUUUAUCUGCUUUGAGAGUUGUGCAUUUACAAGGAAAUAAGAUGCUUGACUUAGACAAAAAGUUGGCCCAUAUUAUUCAUCUUGAAAACGUCAACGUAGAAGGAAAUAUUUUUACCUGCAAUUGUGAUAACGUGCUGUUGCUUCAAAAUUGGUUUAAGAAAUAUUAUGAAGAUCCAGUGGAAAUGUUUUGUGCUGAUGAAAAUGGACUUAUUUCGAAUCUUACUGUGUUUGAUGUGAUUGACAAGUGUCGUGAAUCUAGUGUGAUGGACAAUACUAUCCCUACCGAAAACCAACCAUACCAAUAUGAUGAAGUGAGCACAAUUAAACUGAACUUUGUACCACUUUUAGCUGUAGUCUUGAUCAGUGUAAUUUUAAUUUUACUGUUUGGUGCCUUAGCUUUCUCGUUUAGACAAAAUGUGCGUUUGUGGGCUCAUUCUAAAUACGGAGUAAGACUGUUCAAAAGUGCUUCGAUUCAGGAAAGUGAACUUGAUAGAGACCGUUUGUAUGAUGGAUAUGCGGUGUAUAGUUUAUUAGAUGACGACUUUGUAUCUAAGGUUGUUGCCCCUGAAAUGGAACAUUCAGGUUAUACAAUGUGUUUCCAUUACAGGGACAUGCAACAUGUGCAUGAAAAUUAUCUAUUGGACCAAAUCACAAAUGCUGCUGAAUCUUCAAAACGAAUCCUUGUAUUUGUAUCUUUUAACUUUUUACAGAAUGAAUGGUCUAAAAUUUUAUUUAAAUCAGCUCUCAAGCAUAUAAUAACUUCUAUUCACCCUUCUAUCAGACGGCAUAGAGUUGUGUUUAUUUUAACAACGGAUGUAAGUGCAUUAAAUUUAGACGUUGACUUCCAAAACUAUUUAAAAACAUGCAACGUUCUUUUGUGGGGUGAAAAGAAGUUUUGGGAGAAAAUAAGGUUUGUCAUGCCUGACAUUUCUAACUUACAAUGGAACAAAGACACUAUGAAUUACAAUCAUGGCGUCGGUCCAAAUGGGAGGAGGCAUCCAUCUCGUUACACAGCAUCGCCGACCGCGCCCGAGCAUUGGUAUAAAUACGAUGCUAUUCCCCCUCAGACUCCCACUACUGCUAAUGUUGGUAUCACCGUCGAAGAUGAUACGUCGAUGUUAACUAAUACGACAUUGACGAGUCAGCUUCAGGACUGUGAUAACCCACAUCAUAGCUACAUUUCAAUUGACACUCAAAACUACGAGCAGCCAUAUGGCGGUAGGCCAAGGCCUCCUAAUACGCUUCGUAAACAUCCCGUAGCUCAUUCCCCUUCCAUGCUCGACGACCAAGGGUACUUACAACCACGGUCAUCUGUGCACGAGGGCUUGCCUCAAACCCAUCCAGCUCACAGAUGAUAAGGCAGUUCAAAUCUAUUUUUAUCUAUGAAAGAUAUUUGUUAAUGGAACGACACAUUCCAAGCACAUGUGUAGGCAAUAUUUUAUGUUCGCCUUGCCUUACUGAUUCGUGAUAAUUAAAAAAAAUCGUUGUCCUUUUGUUUCUGUAAAAAAUCAAAGGAUAAUUUCUGGAGCAUGCAAGUUCCUUUCUUUGUAUAUAUUAUAAUACUAAUAUGCCUUAUUAUCGGCCGGAAGCGAAUGAAUAUACAGUGUCACUGAUCUUUUGGCCAAAUUUUGUAACUGUAGGUACACUUGUUCCUUUGUAAAGUAAUAUAAUUAUGUAAGUUAUUUGAAGAGACUGUUGUCAAAUAAUGUCUUAACGUAUCUAUGUAGACUGGAGCCUUAUAAAAUGUACUGUUAUUUAUAAAUUGUAAAAAGCGUAUUAACAACAAAAUAGAUUUACGUAGAUUGUUGUAUAUUAAGACUGAUGCAUUGUAUAAUUUAAGAAUGAUAGCCAGUAUAUGGAAAGCAAACAUAUGUAAGUAUUUUCGUAUAGUAUAUUAUCUCACUGUUACCAAAUAUUUUGUCAGGAAAUAUUUUAAAUGUAUAUUCUGUAAAUAUAUCCUUGUAUAGAAAUAGGGCCUAGUCAUUAGUUAGGAAUUGAUUAAUGUUAAUACUGUAGAUAGUUCUGGCUACAUAGUUAAUGAUAUUUUAUUUACCUAACCUGCCAAAUAGUGUUGUAGUUUAGAACAUAUUCGAUGUAAAUUAAAUGUCAUUAACUUAGUAGCUUGUGUAAUUAAAUAAUAUUAUCAUUGUCAAAUGUUACGUAAUAUUUAAAAGAAAAUAAAAGAAUAUUAUCAAAAUA